UCACAAUCCAAUCCCUCGGCUGAGACGUGUCGCGCAGUCAGAGCAUCCUUCCGUCAUGGCGUCUGUUUGGGCUAAAUCCUUCGCUCACCUGCCGGUCCUGUCUGUUUUCUUCUUCCUGCUGCUAUGUCUGCCGCCCGGGGGUGGGCAAAAGAAGAAGGAGAAUCUGCUGUCAGAGAAGGUUGACCAGAUGAUGGAGUGGUCCUCUCGGCGUUCGGUCGUCCGGAUGAACGGGGACAAGUUUCGUCGCUUCGUCAAGGCCCCACCCAGGAACUACUCUGUCAUCGUCAUGUUCACUGCCCUGCAGCCUCAAAGGCAGUGUUCUGUCUGCAGGCAGGCAAAUGAGGAGUACCAGGUCCUGGCAAACUCGUGGCGUUACUCAUCUGCAUUUUCCAACAAGCUCUUCUUCACGGUAGUGGACUAUGAUGAGGGAGCUGAUGUUUUCCAACAGUUAAACAUGAACAGUGCUCCGACCUUCAUGCAUUUCCCGGCUAAGGGAAAGCCAAAGAGGGCUGAUACGUUUGACCUGCAGAGGAUUGGCUUUGCUUCAGAGCAGCUGGCCAAGUGGAUUGCAGACCGCACAGAUGUUCAGAUCCGCGUCUUCCGUCCUCCUAAUUAUUCAGGGACUAUUGCUUUGGCUCUGUUAGUGUCUCUGGUUGGAGGUCUGCUGUAUCUGAGAAGGAACAACUUGGAAUUCAUAUACAACAAGACUGGAUGGGCCAUGGCUGCACUGUGUGUAGUUUUUGCGAUGACAUCUGGUCAGAUGUGGAAUCACAUCAGAGGUCCUCCCUAUGCCCACAAAAACCCCCAGAAUGGACAAGUGAGUUAUAUUCAUGGCAGCAGUCAGGCUCAGUUUGUGGCUGAGUCUCACAUCAUCCUUCUCCUGAAUGCUGCAAUCACCAUGGGGAUGGUGCUGCUAAAUGAGGCUGCCACCUCCAAGGGAGACGUUGGCAAGAGGAGAAUCAUCUGCCUGGUUGGUCUUGGACUGGUGGUGUUUUUCUUUAGCUUCCUGCUCUCCAUUUUCAGGUCCAAGUACCAUGGAUACCCCUACAGCUUCCUGAUUAAGUGAAAAAAGACAGAAGAGGAGGUCAGAGGAUGGCGAAGAGGCGGUUGGUGAGGAGAAGAGGAGUCGAGAAGAUACUUGAAGAGGAGGAGGCAGCGUCGCUAUUAAGUCUAGAGUGCAUGGCGGGGUUUCUUUUUUGUGUGUUGUUUUUUUAUCGACUGCUAUCAUAAACUCUGCAAGCUGAAUAGAAAAUAAAUUAUUCCUUCUUACACUGGAGAAUAAAAGUGUCAGGCAUGUCUGUAUUUUUGUCAUUUCUUCCUUUCUCUGGUUCCUUUCAGUAUUGAAUAGUGUGGGUAGACACACUGACCUGUGGCUGUGGUGUGCUGUUUGUGCUUGUUUUUUUUAAAUUAAUGUAUUGGAUCUUAUUUAUGGAAACUGUGAGACAGCAGUUUAGAAGGAUGUUUAGCAGGGUAAAAGUUGAACAGAGAAACAGAGAGGUGAAGUUUCGCAAAUGAUUAGUAGGGCAGCUUAUUAACGAGGUGUAAAAGUACUUGUUACAUCUUUGUCUCUUAUGGUGACAACACAUUUACAGUAUUUUGGUGGAGCACUGAUAAAGUUCCUAAUCUGCAGCUAGGAAAUUCCUGCUCCAGCUUCAUCCGUAGGUUUGGAGCUCCGUUCAACGGGCGACCAGGUUUGAAUUAAUGUAGCUGAAAUAUGAAUGGCUCAAACAAUGAACAGUGUGCAGAUUUAUACAGACACAUAUGGAAUAAAUCCAGUCAUUUAUCAUAGGCCAUAGGGCUUUUUCUCUUAGGCUUUGUGUCUGAUGUUAAGGCUGAGAUGGUCUUUACUCAGACUACAAGUAUGGUUGCUGUAGAUCUUCUUGCACCAGGACCAAAAUAUUUUCCUUUCUCCCAUCUCUGUGAUGUGACAGAUGAUGUUCAUGUUAUAUGUGUCUGCAAAAUGUUCACCGCCAAAGUCUUUUUACUGGAUAUAUACUGUAUUUUUCAACUGACGGCAGUAAAUUAUAGUUAAUGUUAGGUUAGAAAAGUAUUGUCAAGACAUGGCACAAACCCCAGGAUGUGAGUGUUGAGAUUAAAUUAAAAUAAAUCAGCCUCCACUGUCUUACACUGCACUACAUCAACAUUCAUUUCUCGCUGCGCUGGCACUGAAGUUCAAUCACUGAUGCAAAAUAGUAGCACAUGAACUAAGUUCAGAGCUCCAAGUGCUCUAACUUUUCUUGCUGAAUGUGAGAAGCAUAGGUCAUUUGGAGAAUACAUACAUUUCUAAUUCUUUCACUUGUUGACUGCCUACUAAAACACUGAGUGGGCUCGAGCAUUGAAACCAUUUAUGUAACCUGCUGUGCGUGGGCAGACAGAAGAAUGGUGCCGCACAUAGACCAGUUUUGACAAAUGUAAUAAAAAUAUUCCCUCUCAGACUUCAAA
Messenger RNA from Dicentrarchus labrax (European seabass), 2442 nucleotides. It is a transcript of the gene tusc3, whose product is annotated as tumor suppressor candidate 3. Gene Ontology annotation, cellular component: oligosaccharyltransferase complex. The transcript is spliced from 10 exons. Lineage: Eukaryota; Metazoa; Chordata; Actinopteri; Moronidae. The coding region runs from base 56 to 1066 and encodes 336 amino acids. The record is from RefSeq and is a predicted model, not a curated record.